AUAGAAAAGAAAGGUAGAGAAGAAUUUAGAAGAGCGCAGCGCAGCCAAUCUCAGCAGCCAUGCAAGCGGCCAGGGCCUCCAUCUCUGCCUCCGCACCCAAGGGCUUGGCACGGAGUCAACAAUGCCUUGGGUGCAAGCACUUAAGCCAGCAGCGGCUGGCUUGUCUAGUGAGACGGUGGCAAAAUCCUAGCUGUCAAUUGGCAGGAGAGCCAAAGCGGCAUUUGUCUGCUCAUACUCAUUCCAUGAGUGGACAGCAAAAUCUGGUCAAGAAAGUUGCCCUCUGCAGAGCGUCCGGCUCCAGCGCUGUCAGCGCUGAGGUCAGCAAACCUGCGGCUUCUGUCCUGCCUGGCUGGGGCGCAUUUUGUGACAAGGUCAGUGGUGAGUGGGAGGGGUAUGAGGUUACGUUCACUUCUGCGAGUGGGAGCUCUUGGGGAGAAUGCACAGCGGUGGAGCUGCCAUAUGCGGUUGUUCCUGAUGCCUUCAGGGAGUGGGAGAUCCGCCUCUUUGACUGGCAGACGCAGUGCUCUUCCUAUGGCAGCAAGGAGGACGGGACUGUCCUUUUCAAGUUGGCCCGGCUUCUUCCUACAGUUGGCUGCGAAGCUGAUGCCGCCACCGUCCACACCGUUGAUGAGAAAACAGCGGACGGUCGAGAAUCAUCCGGACCAAUCGCUUUCCUACCGGAUGGCUCCUACUCCCUUUCCUGGCCAACCGCAUCUGCGGAGGGGGGGCAAAAAUGGCAAGUAGAACACGGUCUUGUGGAUAGCUCCGGGUUAAGGAUUCGGGUUACGCUGACCCUUGAGCGACCUUCGAUGUCAGCACAGCCGGCGCUGACAUCGGUCAAAGUUGCCCGGGAGCGGUGGGACAGCGCGUUUGAGAAAGGAGAGUCGCUCUCUAGUUGCGGGGGAAAGAUGCGCGGCUUUGCGGAUGACCCUCGGUUGGUUAAGACAACGAUCGAGGGAGCCUGGAGCGCUGACCAGCACAUUUUCACACCGACUAGCAAGGGUUUUGACGUGGUUAACAAGACGGUCGAGGUGGAUAGAAAGCUAAGGGAGAGUGAUGUGAACGUGCUCUUGCCGGCUGGGGUGUGGGUGAAAGUCGGGGAAGCCGAAGGGGGUGGGUUUGCAGUGUUGGCAAGCUGGGUGCAAGGAGAGGAGACGGGGACGUCGGCAGAAAGAGUGUAUGGACAUGACGGAGCGUUGCAGAAAGUGAUUCUGACAAAGGAGACGAGGCGUUGAUGUAACUCGUGUUGCUAUUUAAGAACAAUUGUAUCAUAGCUUCGUUGAAUGCUGUCUCUUGUUGAACGCUUACCUGAUUCGACCUUCUGUCGUCAAAUGAGCGAGUGUAGAGUAGACUGGACUUUGCCACUGGACGGAGUCUGCAUAUUGGCAGAUCGAUGUUAUUUUGGCUUGUAGUCACAACGCUGAGUUUACAAGCACUUCGUAUAUCAUCCCUUCACAUCCC
Molecule: messenger RNA, 1461 nt
Organism: Klebsormidium nitens
Lineage: Eukaryota; Viridiplantae; Streptophyta; Klebsormidiophyceae; Klebsormidiales; Klebsormidiaceae
Source: the annotation of a GenBank genome assembly